CGUGGUUCGAGCACGUCAGCAUGCUGGUCAUCAUGCUCAACUGCGUGACCCUGGGCAUGUUCCGGCCCUGCGAGGACGUCGAGUGCCGCUCGGAGCGCUGCGGCAUCCUGGAGGCCUUUGACGACUUCAUCUUCGCCUUCUUCGCGGUGGAGAUGGUCAUCAAGAUGGUCGCCCUGGGGCUGUUUGGGCAGAAGUGCUACCUGGGCGACACGUGGAACAGGCUGGACUUCUUCAUCGUCAUGGCGGGUAUGAUGGAGUACUCCUUGGAUGGACACAACGUGAGCCUCUCGGCCAUCCGAACCGUGCGCGUACUGCGGCCCCUUCGUGCCAUCAACCGUGUGCCCAGCAUGCGGAUCCUGGUCACGCUGCUGCUGGACACACUGCCCAUGCUCGGCAACGUCCUCCUGCUCUGCUUCUUUGUUUUCUUCAUCUUCGGCAUCGUGGGCGUCCAGCUUUGGGCCGGCCUGCUGCGCAACCGCUGCUUCCUGGACAGCACCUUCGCCAGGAACAGCAACCUCAGCUUCCUGCGGCCGUACUACCAGCCGGAGGAGGGCGAGGAAAACCCGUUCAUCUGCUCCUCCCGCCGGGACAACGGCAUGCAGAAGUGCUCGCACAUCCCCAGCCGCCGCGAGCUGCGCGUGGAGUGCACUCUGGGCUGGGAGGCCUACGGGCAGCCGCAGGCCGAGGGCGCAGGUGGCAUGGGUCACCACACCUGCAUCAACUGGAACCAGUACUACAACGUGUGCCGCUCGGGCGACUCCAACCCGCACAACGGGGCCAUCAGCUUCGACAACAUCGGCUACGCCUGGAUCGCCAUCUUCCAGGUGAUCACGCUGGAGGGUUGGGUGGACAUCAUGUACUACGUCAUGGACGCCCACUCUUUCUACAACUUCAUCUACUUCAUCUUGCUCAUCAUCGUGGGUUCCUUCUUCAUGAUCAACCUGUGCCUGGUGGUCAUCGCCACGCAGUUCUCAGAGACGAAGCAGCGCGAGAACCAGCUGAUGCGGGAGCAGCGGGCCCGUUAUCUGUCCAACGACAGCACGCUAGCCAGCUUCUCUGAGCCGGGCAGCUGCUACGAGGAGCUCCUCCGGUACGUGGGCCACGUGUGCCGCAAGCUAAAGCGCCGUGGCCUCCGCCUCUAUGCCCGCUGGCAGAGCCGCUGGCGCAAGAAGGUGGACCCCGGUGGCGCCGUGCAUGGCCAGGGCUCAGGGCGGCGGCCGCGGCGGGCAGGCGGGCGCACCGCCUCCGUCCACCACCUCGUGUACCACCACCACCACCAUCACCACCACCACUACCACUUCAGCCACGGCAGCCCCCGCCGGCCAGGCCCCGAGCCAGGAGCCGGCGACACCAGGCUGGUGAGGGCCGGAGUGCCAGCCUCGCCCGGGCGUGGGCCCCCUGACGCUGAGUCGGUGCACAGUGUGUACCACGCUGACUGCCACGUGGAGGGGCCGCAGGAGAGGGCGCGCGUGGCGCACGCCGCAGCCACUGCCGCUGCCGGGCUCAAGCUGGCCGCCGGGCUGGGAGCCAUGAACUACCCCACCAUCCUGCCCUCAGCCGCGGGCAGUGGCAAAAGCGGCCUCGGGCCCAAGGGGAAGCGGCCUGGUGGCCCCCCGGGAGCCGGUGGGCACAGCCCCCUGAGGCUGAGCAGCCCGGAUCCCUGCGAGAAGAUCCAGCACCUGGUUGGGGAGCAUGGACUGGGCCAGGCCCCCAGCCGCCUGUCAGGCCUGAGUGUGCCCUGCCCCCUGCCCAGCCCCCAGGCGGGCACGCUGACCUGUGAGCUGAGCAGCUGCCCGUACUGCACCAGUGCCUUGGAGGACCCCGAGCUGGAGUUCAGCGACACAGACAGUGGAGACUCAGACAGCAACGGGGUCUAUGAGUUCACACAGGACGUGCGGCACGGGGACCACCGUGACCCCAUGCAGUCGCCCCCCGUGACGGAGGCGCCAGGCGCGGGCGGCACACGGCGGAGGGGGCCGCGGCGGGCGGCGGCGGGCGAGCAGGGCGGGCUGGGCCGCAUCUGGGCCUCCUUCAGCGGCAAGCUGCGCCGCAUCGUGGACAGCAAGUACUUCAACCGGGGCAUCAUGGUGGCCAUCCUCACCAACACGCUGAGCAUGGGUGUCGAGUACCACGAGCAG
Capra hircus (goat) is the source of this 2138-nucleotide messenger RNA. RefSeq names its product voltage-dependent T-type calcium channel subunit alpha-1H-like. Lineage: Eukaryota; Metazoa; Chordata; Mammalia; Artiodactyla; Bovidae. Gene Ontology annotation, biological process: calcium ion import; positive regulation of calcium ion-dependent exocytosis; neuronal action potential. Gene Ontology annotation, molecular function: low voltage-gated calcium channel activity; voltage-gated sodium channel activity. The record is from RefSeq and is a predicted model, not a curated record. Gene Ontology annotation, cellular component: voltage-gated sodium channel complex; voltage-gated calcium channel complex; neuron projection.